AUGUUGAGUUCUUUCAAAGCGGUCCAACAGCCGGAUGAGGUGCGUGGUGUUCCUCAAGUGCCGUCUGAUGUGGAUGACUAUAAUACAGAGAUUAAGAUGAAUUUGCGUGGUCAAUUUUUCACGAUUACUAGAGAUGACCUGAUGGCUCUUCCCGAGAGUAUUUUGCUGUGUCUGUUCCCUAAUGGAGUGUUUGUGGAUAUCAACGGAAACGUGAUAACCAACUUGACCGAAGACGAUGUGGUUUAUGUGAAUUUCUCGCCAGAAUGUUUCCAAUAUAUAUGCCAGGUAUUUGAUGCAGCAGUCCAUGAUUUACAAGUGAGCGAACAAAACGGUAACCAUCAGCAGGUAUACGAUAUCAACGACCCUGGGAUUUUGAAUGACAAGCCUUCGAUCAUUGUUCUACGUGAGGACUUGGACUACUACUGCAUACCGCCCGUUGCUGGACUAGAUGCUACCUCGAUGAGAAAAAUCAAGCUGUUCGUGGGAGAACAGCUGGUUGGAAAUAAAAGAAUCUUCGACGGUUUAGGAUACGAGCCAGGAAAACAGUUGAAGGCUGCUGAGCAGCAUCUAUUAGACAUGCUCUGUUCCUCAGGAUUCAAAAUCGAUGGGGAAUGGGGACACCGGUCUUUGGAGCCCGGAAAAACCGUUGUGUUUUCAUUGGCGCUGGUUCGCCUUCUUACAGAGAGUCCCGAGACCCCAGCAGACGAGUCUCCGUCACUUCGGCCUAUCUCGUCUGUAAGCUCGCUGUCGAGUCAACCGGAAAAACGCAAAUCCAGACUCAGUACUCUUGCCCAGGCCGUGUCGCGGUCUGGAUCCAGAGCUCGCAAAGAGAAAAACUCCAUCGCUACCAAGCUGCUUCUGUUCUGGAGAAAGCCUGCCAGAAAGUGCUGGUGGUCCGACACCGUGCUGGACCUGGACAUUUCCAGUUUGAACAUCAGAGAUACUCAAGGCCGGCCUCUUGGGCAGUCCACCAUCAAGAUCCACAUACGGAGAGUGUGGACUUUGGAGCUUCUGGUUGUUGGAAUACACGACACCAUCAAGGACGAGUUCUUUGAAAGACACAACAAAUAUCCGUUGAUCAAGCUCAACGACUUCUAUUUUGGAGCACACGGUCUACUUUUGAACCUGCUGUUGAUCAGUCAGGCGUAUUUCUGGGGGUUCAAGAAGAACGAUAACCAGAAGGUGUCCAUUGCGUGCAAGCUGGGACUCACUGCUGUGUUGUUCUAUGCAAUUGGAUACAGCUUUAUCAUCCACAACUCAAAAGGAGCUCUAUAUUGGGUCGAUCUGCUCACCUCGCUCGGACUCGUCAAGAUCCUCAUGAGCGUGUGCAAGAAUAUCCCGCAGGUACUGUACAACUAUAACCGCAAGUCCACCCACGGCUGGCCAAUCCAGAUGGUGUGGCUCGAUUUCGCAGGCUCGCUUUUUUCGUUUGCUCAACUUGCGUUGGACGCCUACAUUGCAGGCGAUAUCCGCGCAAUCUUCAACAACCUACCGAAGCUUCUGCUCAGCAUGGAGGUUGCGCUCGCGGACUUUGUGUUCUUUGUGCAACACUACCUGCUCUACUACCAGAGGGACGUUGCGCAGUACGGGCCGUUCAAGCCGCUGGCGUCAUACGGAUCCGCGAUCCAGGAAGACGAGGUGUUUCUUGCCGAGCACCAGCACGACCAUGACCACUCUAGAGACAUCGACUGCCGCUUCAGCCCGGUCAACAAGGACGAGCUCCAGCGUCUGCUUCCGUAA
Molecule: messenger RNA, 1740 nt
Organism: Ogataea philodendri
Lineage: Eukaryota; Fungi; Ascomycota; Pichiomycetes; Pichiales; Pichiaceae
Exons: 3
Coding region: 1-1740 (579 amino acids)
Biological process (GO): L-cystine transport
Cellular component (GO): fungal-type vacuole; vacuolar membrane
Molecular function (GO): L-cystine transmembrane transporter activity
Source: RefSeq, a predicted model, not a curated record